GAGGCGGCGGGGGGCGGCGGCGGCUUUGCAGGGAGCUGGUGUCCCCCCAACCCAGUGCAUGCCCCUCACCGCGGCCCGCAGUUCUGCGCCCCAGGCUGGCCGCGGGUCUCCUCCGGACACUUAGGGAUUUUUAAAAAUAACAGAAGGCGGGGAUCCUGGCAACCUCCAGAGUGGUCAGGAGAGCUGCAGAGGUUAGGGGUGGGGGUUCUGGCGACGUCUGGCGCCCAUUUCGCAGGUGGGGAAACUGAGGACGGGCCGCGGCGUUUGGUGCCCGGUUCCGUCGGUGGUGACUGCGCGGCGUGGGCAUGACUGAGUCUCGUAGUCCUCCGUCCCCUAAGCUUCCCCCGCGCCAAGUCAAGCCGACUGGAGUUGCCUCUCCAGCUGUCGUUUCCCCUCCAGCUGUCGCCCCCUGGGCCGAGCUCCCUCCACCCUCCAGCCUCGUUUAGCUCUUUGGUAGAGUCGGGGAGACAACGGAGUCGCCUGGCAGGGUUAAAUGAGAGGGUGCGUGGAGCGCGCCUGGCACUGCGCCUGCACGUCGCCCGCGCUUGGCACGCGGGAGCUGCCAGGGCGCUUAUCAUCCCUGUGUCCCCAGCAUAGAGCCGUCCACCCCAGUCACCCAGACUCUUCGGGUGGGGGCGGACUGGGGUUCACUUGUCCCCCUUGUCCCCUCAGGCAAGGGAGCGGGGAGGCGGGGGUCAAAUAAUAUGACAUUUUAGUGUCAGAGUUGAAAUCCCGGAUUCUGGAUCCAGGCUGCCUGGGUUUGAAUCCCUGCGCAGUUACUUUCGGGCUGUGUGACCUUGGGCAAUUGGUUUAACUUCUCUGAGCCACAGAUUCUUUAUCUGCAAAGCGGGCAUAGUAAUAACUCUAGGGUUGUUUUGAUGCUGAAAGGAGAUUAUCUGUGUGAAGUGUUCAGCCCAGUGUCUGGCACAUAGUAAUUAUUGCCAACUUUUGCCAGGCGUCUACUGUUAUUACCAAAGUUGUUUGGCAAGUGAGCUGAGCCUAGGGCAGCCUGUGAGAAUAGCCAGUGGCUGAUUCACAGGGUGGGGGCACAGGAGACUCGCACUGACCUUGGGGCAGUCCCUGGGGUUCUGCCUGUGCCAGCUUCCUCUUCUGCACAGGGGAACCUGGUGGGUGCUGGUGCGAGUCUCCUCUCCGGGAGGACCGUGGUGUAAUGGGUGGGUGGUGGAGGGUGAGGUGACACUGGCUGCAGAGCUGGGCACGGCCCAGUGAUUGUCAAUCUCCCAUCCGCAUCCCCACUGUUUCUGCCCAGGCUUUUGGAGGGCAGGGGCCUGUGUGAUGCUUCCUUGGGUUCCAGUGCCUGCUCAGGCCUGGCACAGAGCAGAUAUGCCACCUGCCCCCUUGUCAUGCCCCGUCCUCCCCACAGUCCUAUGUUUCUAAUCAGAAACUGGGCAGGAAAUGUUUCCGGUUUGUGAAGUGGGGUCCCCCGAAGAGACAGAGCCUGGUUUGCUGGCAUACCUGAUGGCUUUGUUGGGGGAAGGGGCAUGGCUUCACCCCUGCGGAGGUGGUGCGUCCCUGUAAGCAGGGCAGCCCCAGAAGGUGGAGGCUGCAGGGGGGGAGGGGUGUCAAGCUGGUGUCCAGCUGGGCUGGGUGACACUCAUUAUGUGCCCAGUUAAGCGAGAAGAAGGUAGCAGCAGCGUGUCCCUGAGGAAGGCGCUAUUUGUGGCACUGGGCCUGGACCAGGCCCUGUACCCUCCUGGGAGCAGGUCCUUUCGGGGGGAGUGAGGGGCGACCCUGUAACACCCAGGAAGGUGUGGUACCUGGUGACACACAAACCCGGUGGCCCCAUAGCCCUUCUGUUUUCACACUUCUUAUCACUUCUCAGCCUCCCCACAACCUGGCUGCUGAGGUCAAGGCCUCUUUCCCAUUUUGCAGGCUGAGAAACUGAGGCCAUUAGGAGCAGCUUGCUUGGCUGGGUCACAACAGCUAAUUAUAGUGAGUGGAGGGAUGGUGUGGGUCAAAGGAGGUGACUCUAAUCUGCUCUGCUGCUGGCUGGGCUCCACUGGGUCUUGAGUGUGAGAAGGGACCUGUGGAGUGGGGUUAAGGCUUCAUUUUGGGGUCCCCUGAAGAGGCAGGGGUAACUAGAACCCAACCCAACAUUGGGGAAGACCUAAGCCGUGGGCCUCCGAGGGCAGCAGGACAGUGGGGGACGCCUGCGCUCAGCUUGCUGGUGGCUGAUGCAGGGUCUGUCCUUUGAACCCAUCGUGGUUGGGGGUGGGGCACGGGGAGAGGUCAGAGGGGUGGUGUCCGCAGACGCUGGGCUUUAGAAAGCUUGUUGAGAUCCAUCUGAGGGAGGUGGGAGCGGGAGGGUGGAAGGAGGGUGGAGGGUUGGCACUGUGUGUUUGGGGGAUCCAGAUGGCCUUGGGCUUCCAGUGCCAGCUUUCGUCCUGAGGGAGCUGGCAAGGAGAUGCUACAGAGGUUGGGGGGAGCAUGGCCCGUCGCCCACCCCUAGAGUGCCCGGAGACUACAGUCCUCGGCUGUGCUCUGGCUCCCAGGCUGGCCUGACCCUCUGCACUUAGAAGACCCCUCCCUUUAUUCUGCUGGGCCCCACUUCUGGGUCCCAUCCUCCUUUAUUCUGUCCAAGUUCACUCUUGGAUGAUCCAUUCAAGCUCUCCACGCCUUAGUUUCCUCACCUGUGAAACUUGGAUGGUAGCAGUGAGCAGCGCUAGCCACGGGCUUGUUGGGAGGAGUAGAUGAUGGUAUGGAAUAAGUGUUAACUGCUUUGGUGAUUGUUCUAAGGGGGUCCAGGUUUCCCAUGUGCCAUCCUGGGCGUCUACCCAGCCCAAGCUGUGGUCCUCCGCGUCCUGCCCUGUGUGCUUUCCUGGAUCAGGGUGAGGGGUCAGCUGACUUGCAGGAAACAUCUUAGCUCGGAGGGGUAGGAGGGAGGCCCUGAAGAGAUGAAGCAAGGGGUGGGGUCCAGCCCAGGCCAAGAGGGUUCAGAGGGAACUGGCCGGCCGCCCUCAUGCUUCAGGUUCCUCUGGGAUCUGCAUCUCAGUGGCAUCUUCCCUCCCCUCCCCUCCCCACAGCUCGUGCAGGGACAGCUGCCCCUCCGUGGGCUUGGGCCAGGCCUGCCUGGGACCCACUUGCACACGUGGCUCCUACCCCCAUGCUCAGCCUGCAGUCUGUCCUUCCACGCAGGCUGCCAGCUCCCUUGAGGGGACCCGUGGUGGCUUCAAGAUUCGGGGGCAUUCGGGGUGGGGGCUGCUGACCGUGAUCCCCAUGCAAGCAAGGUCUCCUCUGAUUACUGCCUCCCCGGGCUUGGAGUGGUCGGUCAGCAGAUAUUUAUUGAGCACCUGCUGUGUGCUGGUAAUAGGGCUGGGGAUUCAGCAGUGGGCAAGAUGGACAGUGCCCUCCUACAGCCUCAGAGUCCACUGCGGGAAGGAGACGGCAGCCAGGGAAACACCUUCCCUCACCCAAGAGAAUUUCAGGUGGCAGAGCGCCAGGAAAUAAGAGGAAGUAGUACGAGACGAUGGCCAGUGGGGGUGGGCUGUGUCUGGCUCCUGGGUGAUCUGGGAAGGCAGCCCCCAAGAGGCACCUUCUGAGAAAGUCCCGUCUGAUGGGAAGGAACCAGUCACGGGACACUCAGGGAAGAACAUUCCAGGCAGAAGGAACAGAAAGUGCAGAGGCCUUGAGGUAUGAGGCAGAAGGGUGUGAAGAAGCUGGGGAAGUAGAGAAUUUGGAUUCUCUGCUGGUACCAGGGAGGGUUCUGAGCAGGGGAUGACAUGAUCAGAUUUUUUAACAGAUAGGUUCUCAGGAAAUACUUGCUGAGUGAAGGAACAAACACAUUCAAGGGAGGGCCAGGGACCGCAGGCAAGGCAUGACUGUGGCCUGGUCACCUGGCUCUACCCGCUCCUCCUGACCUGGGGCAGGGCAGCAGACAGGGUUUUGAGGUCACCACUCCUCUCAGAGGGUCCUUGGAGCUGGGGCUACCUCUGCCUCAGUUUGCUGGUUGGUGGUUGGUCGUUGGUCCCGGGACCGCUUGUCCCCCACCCCCAGGACUCAGAGGCACUUCCUGGGCUCCUCAGCUGGUUUGGCCCCUGGGGUCCCCCCUCCCCAGGUCUUGCUGCUAUUGUUUGAUUUCCCACUUCCUGUCCCUGAACCACCCCCCCUGCUCCCCAAACACACACACUUCCCCUUCUGAAUUGAUGCUGACUUGCCUUCCUGUCCAGGAACCCAGGGGGAGGGCAGGCACCCCAGCAGGCGCUGGACACAAGGGCCAGUGGAGAGGGUGAGGCGGGGAGGGACAGGCAGCUAGGUGUGCUCCGGAGCGGGAUGAGGGCACAGGGGUUGGGGCAGGUUCACCCAGCUGCAGCCAGCAGGCUCUCUGGGGGUUGGGGGGAUCACCUGCUCCAUGUGGAGGCCCAAGAGGACAGGCUGAGCAGAGUUGUGGGAGCUGAUGGUAGCCCUGAUGGUGGCAGGGGAGAGGCCAGGAGGACCUGUGCACUGGGUGGGCACAGAAGUGUGCAGGGCCACUCACGGAGUACACAGCCCAACAGGGGAGGCAGGUGCCAACCUGAUGGCCCUGACACAGACGCCAGGGUUGCACGUUGAGGCUGGUGCCCUGGAGGGAGGGAAGGAGUGAGUGCAGCCACAGGACGAAGAGGACUUCCUGGACCGCGGGGUCAGGAAGGCUCCCAGCCUGAGCUGGAGUUAACCAGGGCAGCCUCCACAUGUUGAUGUUUGUCUGGGGUCUUUGGGGAGCUGUCCCAUGCCAUGUGAGAGGUUUACCAGCAUCCCUGGUCUCCAUCCACUUGAUACCAGUAGCACCUACACACACACCAGCUGUUAUAAUCAAAAAUGUCUCCAGACGUUGCCACAUGUCCCCUGGGGGGCACGGUUGCCCCCACUUGAGAACCACUGCACAAGGGUAAGGAGAGCAGAGCAUUUGGGCAGAGGGACCUGGCUGGGCAAAGGUCUGCAGGCAGGAAGGAGCAUGGGGUCAGCAGGAGAGGAGCAGGGGUGGAGAUGCUUCAUCAGGUCCCGUAGGUCACUGUAGGGACUUGGGAUCUUUCCUCUGAGUGACAGGGGCACUGGCUGCAAUGGCCCCCACAGGUGGACCAGGGAGCCUGUUGAGAGUGAUGGCAGCGGCUUGACCCUGGGGGCAGUAAGAAGGGGGAAGACUCCAGGGAUGUCGCCCCCCACCCCCGACUAGGACCCCUCUGCACAGGGCUCUCGUGUCCAGCCUGGGUUCCAGCCUCACUGAGCUGUCCCCACCAAGACCUUCCUGCAGAGGGCCCCCCCCCCGCUCAAGCGCUAACCAUGUCCAUCAUGGACCACAGCCCCACCACCGGUGUGGUCACGGUUAUCGUCAUCCUCAUCGCCAUCGCUGCCCUGGGGGCCUUGAUCCUGGGCUGCUGGUGCUACCUGCGGCUGCAGCGCAUCAGCCAGUCAGAGGACGAGGAGAGCAUCGUGGGGGAUGGCGAGACCAAGGAGCCCUUCCUGCUAGUGCAGUACUCGGCCAAGGGACCGUGCGUGGAGAGGAAGGCCAAGCUGACCCCCAACGGCCCUGAAGUCCACGGCUGAGCCGGGAUGCGGAGGCUCCUGGACCUGUCUGCCGCCAGCCAAGAGGCGCAGUAGGGGCGAAACCACAGACGUGCUACCAUCUGAGAGGAAGGAUUGACGCUUGCUGGCAUGGCCUCACCGGACUUCGUCAUCGCAUGCACCGACUCCUGGGGUCCCGGCGGUCCUGAGCCAGGGCUCAGUGGCACUGGGCAACCCCUCAGCCUCCUGGUAGGACUGCCCAUUGCAGGCAGUGGGCAGGCCUGACCUUGCUGGGGCUCACGGCCCCACAGCGCUUUUGUUACUUGAAUGUUUAGCUGAGCCUGUUUUUGAUGGAGCUACUACUGUAACGCGUGAGCUCACAAGCCUGUGAACUGUAAAUAGGCCCCAGAAGCACGUGCUUAAGCCUCUCUUGCUGAUUUUUUUAAAAAUAUAGAGCACAUGGGACUGUCCGUACUAACGCUGAGCUGAGUCAAGGCGGGAGGGGGGGGUCUUAGACUUGUAAGGCCCACAUUGCACUUGGCGGGGGCCUCAGAUACACGUGUGUAUGUAGAGAACGUGACACGUCGGCUUUAAGUCUCGCAGCUAACCUGUUGGGGUGCUUUGGCGAUUUCUGCUUUGUGAGCAAUGAAUGGGAGCAGCAGCACGUCCCGCCCUCUCCUGCUCUAGGUAGAUGAGGUUGUAAAUGCCAGUUCCUGUUGCUAGUGGAGUGAUUGCAAGGAAGCUACUGCAGCUGCUUGGGAGCCGGUGAAGGACGAGUCAGGGCCCGAGGCCCGAGUCCCAAGGCUGCCAGGCGUCCUAGUGGCCGAGCAGUUUCUGGCCCCCGUGGUCUUGAGCAUGCUGAGCACCCUGCCCCCCACCCAGCUUUACUGAGCACAGGCUUCGCUAGAAACACCAGAGCCGCGGUGGCUACCUGAAUCCCAAACCCAGUUGGCCCAGGAAGGACAGAACAUUGUGGUUUUUGUUUGUUGUUGUAUUUAAUAUCUUCUGCACUGGAGGGGGUGGUGGGGGGUGCUUGGUUUCUUCCCCCUGCCCUUUUCACAAAUUCGCUUCCUUUCCUCCCAGAUUCCCACCCACCUGCUGGGUCCUGGAUUUCAUUUUCCACCUCCUAGGUGGGCCACCUAGGAGGGUCCCCUGACCUUACUCUGAGAGCACCAAGUGUCACUUCUUGUGUGCCUGUGCACACAGGAGCCCCCAGCAGCCUGUGCUUAGUGGGCACCCAGGGGAGGGGGCUGGGGGAAGAGGGAGUUUCAGGUUCAGGAUUUGGUUUUCGAAAAGGUGAGGAGUUUGGUGGCUCUUGGUCAGGCCAGUGAUUCCCACCCUGCCCCUCCGAGAUGUCCCUUGUGUAUACUUCAGUGAACUUGCUUAGGUUUUUAAUCCCACCACUGUAAGCACACCCUAAACUAUCAUGAUUAAAAUGUGAUUUGUGUCUGCAUCCUCGGGAAUAAACUGGAGGCCAGCUCUGGGUGAGCUGGGGAGCGCUGGCCCUCAGCACUUGAGCUGCCUUGCCAGCAGCAUGGGCAGGGAGCUCCCAGGUCGCCAGGGGCUGCCCCCUAUUCCCAGCUCCCCCUCAAAGCUCUGGCCUCCUGGUCGGGCGGAAGGCGGCUCCUCUGGCCUCAUCCAAAUCUCCUCUAAAAAGCAUGUUGAACUAAUCAACUUUCUAGAACCCCUAGUAGGGAGCUUAAGGAACACUCCUUUUAGCGGCGUACCCCUAAAUUAACGGUCAAACAUUAAGGUGUAUAGCUUGGGGGGAGGGGAGGAGUAGCUAGUUAGGCCAUUUGAGCUGAAGGCAGGAUUGAGACAGCACAGGUGGGCUACUAAGGAAUCCUUAGGAGGCAGCCGGGCUUUAGUACAGGGGAGGAAAUGCCUUUGGCCCCCACCUGGGGAUGGCCAAGCAUGAGUCAGGCUGGAGACUAGCAGAAGGCCCUGUAAGCAGCACACAGGGUGUGGGUGGGAGGAGGGGUCAGAAGUUCUAAAGGGGUCAACUGGAAGGUCAGGGAGAAGGUGUGUUUCCUAAUGAAGGACAUAAGAAAAAUGGGGCAGGUGUAGGGGUGUUCGAUCCAUUCCCCUCACAUUUCAGAACUUCAGGCUUUCUACCUCUACUUUCUGCAGCCGGCAGCCUGCACCUAAGGCUGUCUGUCCUUUACCCAAGUAACCGAGGAGCUCCCGGGCCUUGCAUUUUCAGUCCCUGAGCCUGACCCUGAAAAUGACCAUUGCUUGACUGUCAAACUCACCCUGAGCUUCUUACCAUGGCCGGUGCAGUUUCGGUUUUGAAAAGAUGAGGCAUCACUUUCUCCUCAGUUUCAGUCCUGGAUGUUCCUUAUCCCACGACAUCUGUGCCAUUUGCAUCAGGCCCAUCAGCACGGUGUCAGUGCCAGGUGAGGGUCAAGGGCAUGGUGGGGCACUAGUGGGGUCUCUGGAGGCAAGUGGAAGUGCCUGCAGAACUGGUGACCAACCACAUAACAGCUCUCACUGUUCUUGGUCAACAGCUACUUUUUUUUAGCAUAGACACCAGAGCCACACACUCAAAUGGCUUAGUUAAGUUAUGACCUCUCAUUGAAUUCUUUCUGAAUAGCCCAACUGUUGUGUCCAAGUUUUCUGACUAGUCAGUCAGGACAUUAGCCUUUCAUUCUGCAUGUCAUCGCAGAAGCAACAGCAGGGGGAUGGGGAGGGAACGCCGACGCUGAGCCACUAAAAUAUGGACUAACUUUUCAGACAAAUCUUCAAGUGGACUGUGCUACUGUUUUUGUCUCAAAGCUACCAAGUUUGUGCAAUAAGUGGAGGGGAUGUCAUCCCUGUUCAAUAAAAGCUGAAUGACAUUCAAGCUGAUUUUCUAGACCACUGAGAAAAUCUUUAUUUACAAUAAAUUUCAAUAAAAUUUGCAUAAAUAUAUUCGCAAUG
Molecule: messenger RNA, 8418 nt
Organism: Aethalodelphis obliquidens (Pacific white-sided dolphin)
Lineage: Eukaryota; Metazoa; Chordata; Mammalia; Artiodactyla; Delphinidae
Gene: SNN
Product: stannin
Exons: 2
Coding region: 5278-5541 (87 amino acids)
Cellular component (GO): mitochondrial outer membrane
Source: RefSeq, a predicted model, not a curated record